This is a messenger RNA of Seminavis robusta, 3270 nucleotides long. Lineage: Eukaryota; Bacillariophyta; Bacillariophyceae; Naviculales; Naviculaceae. The record is from the annotation of a GenBank genome assembly.
AUGAAUUCUACGAAACCAACGAAGAGAUAUACGGAAGCCGAAACGAGCAAUAGCGCCAAUACAAAAAUGAGCAGCAUUAAAUCAAACAAGAACGGCGGACUGGGCGAUGAAACGCCAUCAUCAUUAGCAUCUCAGCUCUCAUUUUAUUCCUACAAGUAUCCUCCAGAGCUUGAUUCUGCAGUGGUGGUACAGGUAGAACGUGUCGACGACGCCGGGCUUUUUGGGGUCCUCACUGAUUGGGGCGGGGCAAAUCACUGCACCGCCUACCUUCCCAUCGGUUCAAUCGGCAAAGAAAAGGGUCGAGGCGAACGAAAGGCCCAACAACACUUUUUGACGAAGGCACGGCGUAGUCUGAAGCACCGAGGGCAUGGGAGCGGCAUGCCAUUUGUUGCUUUCGUGCAAUCGAUCGACCACGCGAGUCGAAGCGGAGUCGCAGAUGGGAGCGCAUUUGAUAUAGAUCAAGAGCUCUAUCACGUUACGGUGACUCGCCGUGGUGUCACAGACGAGAUCGAAAAGGCCACGUUGGAUCUUUCGAGAGAUGUCCAGCAAUGCGGUCUGCAUUUGGUGGAUAAGGCUGCUGCCCUGGCAAAAGUUUCCAGACGUUGGGCACGGCAAGUCACCAUGCAUGCUGCGUAUGAGCGCGCGAACGCUUCAGCCGCGGAGGGAGAUGAAGAAGACGAAGAAGAAGCACAUCCGGAGAAGGCUCCCGUUGUUUUCCUCGUCGAUACGAUCGGUUCACUGGCUGCGGACGUCUCCGUACAGACGGUCGUUGAUCUUUUGGGUAGUUCUGACACCAAUGAGGAGAGGAUUGAGCUUUUCGCGUCCCGUCUUUUGUCUCUCUGUCGGAACGAAAAGCAGCGCCGGUCGCAACCAGUGUCCAUUUCCGUGACAGCUUACAUUGGGGGCCCGACGGUUUUGCUUCAGAGGGAAGGCGGCUUGACUCCAGGUUCAUUCGACACGAGUCAUCUGAUGUCAUCGUUCCAGUCUGAUUGCGGGCCGCCCCCGCCUGACGGCUGUGAUCCCGUUUCUGUUCGAGCUCGCGGCAACGGAAAGUACACAUUGUCUACCAAUGCCCCGCCUGAGUGUGAGACCACGGCUAAGGAAUACCUCAGCUCCUUUGCGGCUCAUCUCCAAGCAGAAUGGCUCAAGUCGGCUCAAUCUCCUGAUGCUUCAGAGUCAGCCCAAGAGACCCAGCCAACCCAACGAAAAGCUUCAGUCAAGACAGCCCCCUCUGCUCCCACGCUGUCAAUGCAGCCAUCUCUGAAUAUUGGCGUGAUUGGUGAUGUGGCCAACGGCAAGUCCACUUUGGUCAAGGCUAUCUCGGGCAAGCGCACCCAAGCACACAGCAGUGAGCAACAGAAGCAUGGUAUCACGAUUCGUCUUGGGUUUGCAAACGCUGCCGUGCUCCAGUGCCAAAAUGAGACUGGUGCUUGUGGCGCCUAUUCCUUCCUGCCCGAAUCUGAGGACUCUGGCGAUGCGUCUCGGCUGCCAGUGUGUGAGAAAUGUGGUCAUUUCACGAAGGUGGUCGCUCGAUUUUCAUUGAUUGACUGCCCCGGCCAUGCGGAGCUAAUGGCGACUAUGUUGGCAGGGGCCAGUGCGUUUGAUGCUGUCAUCUUGGCAGCGGCCGCAAACGUUCCUUGUCCCACCCCUCAGGCUAGGCAGCACUUGGAAGCCAUCAAACUCUCGGGAGCCAUGGACGGAAAUAAAGGCCAAGAAAUACCGUCGAUUGCCAUUGCCCAGACCAAGGCAGAACUCUUGGCUGACGAGAAGAAGAAUGCUGUUAGCAGGCUUUCCCCAGAAGAGCGACUGGAACUCCACGCGCAGCAAGGACGCGACAACCUCGUGGGCACGGCGGCACGAAAUGCUCCCAUCUUCCCUGUUUGUGCCCCCGCGGGGUUGGGUCUGGAGGCGAUUGCCGAAUGGAUUGCGCAUAUCCCAUCACCGAAAGCGCCCAACAAUGAAGAAGGGGCAGUUUCACCUCAUUUGAAUGUUCUUCGCUCGUUCGAUAUCAACCCCGCAAACACUUUGGCUGGAGAAGCCAAGGGCGGGGUUCUUGGCGGAACCAUAUUGGGCGGUGGUCAUUCUAUUUCCAUUGAUGACAUCCUCGAAGUUCGCCCUGGGCCUUGUCUGAACAGCAGAAACGGCAAAGGAGGCAAUAAGGUCCCUGCAGCAUCCUCGAAAUGUAAGAAGACAGCUGGGAGUACCAAGAAAAAGCCCGUCGCCAGUUCCGGUCCCAGUGACCCUUUUCAGGUCCAGCCGCUCCACUUUCGUUGCACUUCGCUCAUGACAGGAAAGAGCCCACUAUCGAUUGCGGGCAGUGGUGGUCUGAUCGCGGUUGGGACAAGUCUAGACCCUGCGGUCUGUGCUGACAAUAAAAUGGUGGGUGCUGUGGUCGGUCCUCCUGGGACUUUACCUCCUGUUUGGGGCCCUUCCCUCUACUGCGGUCAGUUCGAGUUUGUGGCAUUGGUCCCAGACUUUGGUCACAAGAACGACAACACGGUCAAGCCUUCCGAUUUGCUUGUCAAGAGUGCCCCCGUGCGUUGCCACAUUGGCUCGUCCUCUAUCAAUGGGCACGUGGCGCGAAUUUCCAAGAGCCAUAGGAAGCUGGAGCUUUGCUUGGAUGGUCCUGUCUGUGCGGCGAAAGGAGCCAAUGUGGCCAUUGAAGCCAAAGGCAACAAUGGGUUCGUCUUGGUCGCCCAUGCUAAGCUGUUUGGUGGGGAUCUGGUUCUCGAAGGAGAGGAAUUGGAAGACAAGAAAGCGCUGGCUGACCCCGACUGUGGAGAGCAGGAUGAGAAGUUGCCCGACGUGCACCUGCUCGUUGACAGCGACAAAGAGCACCGAACGCGAUUCCUUGACGAAUUGCAGAAUCGCAACGAAGAGGCCGUCGUUGCCGGUGGGGCUUCACGUGUUUCUGUUCCUCUGCCCGAUAUUGCCCGUGAUGGUGGAGCACACGUUUUGCUCUCGAACUUUGGAUUGAUGGCCCACGCCUUGCGACGAGAUCCGAAUCAUUUGAUGGGCUACCUGCAAAAGGAAGGUGGGCUGUCUUGUGUCUUGGCAGGAGAGAGGUCUUCUCCAGCAACCACGGCCCUUCGUGUUCGGUGGAGGGGAGGGCGGAACUUUGCAGAACGGUUCACUUCUAUCAUGCGUAAAUACAUCAAAGCCUAUGUGACCUGUCAGGAGUGUCGUUCCGCUGUCACCGAACUGAACGCGUCGAAGAACGAGAUACUCUGCCGCCGUUGCAAUGCGCGACGCUUUGUUGCCAAACUAUGA